CGGAAGUUUGCGAUAGUAAACAAACUUGACAUUCUGAAGUGUUAUUCUUUAUUUUAUCUUGUUAUUUAUUGAAUACGUGGCAUUGAUCAGUAAUCCAAUGAUUAUAUCAAAGUCAUGUUCUUAAGUAAAAAGAUAUGAGUCCGUCUGGCCUACAAAUAAAUAAACCAGUAGCUGUAGCUAUAUUUGGUGUAAUAGUGACAGUGUCUGUUGUCUAUUAUUAUUCUGAUACAUUUGGAUUGACUAAAACUAAAAACUUGGCUGAACCUUCUACUAAAACAUCUAGAAAAAAUAUGGAGGAAAAAAAUAUUGUUGUGAAUGUCAAUGGAGAGGACCUAAAAAUUUUCACUCGUCAAGUAAAGCCGGAUAAAGAACCCAUAUUUGAUAUAUUAUUAUUACAUGGCCAAGCUUUUUCGUCUCAAAAUUGGAUGGAUAUUGGAACACUUGAUAUGUUAAAAAAGACUGGCUACCGAGCAGUAGCAGUUGAUUUACCAGGCUAUGGAAAAAGUUCUAAAACUGAGAUCAAGGAAAAAGGAGAGUUUAUAAAGGAUUUGAUAAAAACACUAGAAAUGAAUGCCCCUGUGAUUAUUAGUCCAUCAAUGAGCGGUUCAUUUGCUUUACCCUAUAUUUUUAAUGGAGAGGCAAGCAGUGUACUGAAGAGAGCUCGAGCCUAUAUACCUGUUGCUCCAGUCGGUACUUCAGAAUUUAAAGAGAAAUAUCCACAAAGUCAGAUUCCCACAUUAAUUGUAAGAGGUGAGAAUGAUCUGUCAUUGGGGACUCUGAGUGAAAAUAAUUUAAAAACAAUACCAAGAAGUGAAGUACAUGUCAUACAAGAUGCAGGACAUGCUUGUUAUAUAAACAAACCUGAUGAAUUUCAUAAUCUUAUUUCCAUUUUCUUAAAAUCUGUACAAAGCUAAAAUUGAAGAUAUGAAUUUGACCCAAAGCUUGUUUUAUUAGUUCCAAAAGCACAUGCAAGAAACUACACCUAUCUUUGUUUCAUGUAGACAGACACACUCUGAGUGUGAUUACAUUAUUAUAGCUCAUAGGUUUUUACUUUUUUCAAUGUAUGCAAUAUUAAUAGUCCCAUUUAUAAAUGUUUCUCAAAAGACCUCAUAUCAGCCAUUCUUAUACCAAGACAUAGACUCCCUACCACUCAUCUAUCCGUUCAUCUCUACUGGGCAUGUCUGUAUUAGCUAUUAUACCACACCAUGUCCAUUUCUUAUUGUCUGUAUAUCACAACCUUUACAUUACAAAUAUGAAUGAAGUUCUUAAUUGAGUGUCUGUUCGGGUCUUUUUCGGUUAACAUUAGCAAGUUUCAGCAGGCGAUGAAAAGUUGCUGACAAGCAGGCACUGGAUAAAUUCAUUCAAAUUAAAACAUUUUCCCUGAAUAUAUAUUCAACUUUAUUACUAAUAUAUGCAGAAGAAUUUAAUUAUUAAUUGAGGAUUCAUGGAUUAUGGCAGCAUUUUUGUAAUUGUUACCACUUAGAUUCAUUUCUCAAACAAUCCUUAGUAAGUAAACAGUUGAAGAAUAAUUUGUCACUACUAACUAUGGAUUUUACAGUGUUUGUGACAGUAGUGUUAUUAGUAAACAGAAAGAGAGGUAUCAGUGUCAUUAUAUGAGAAUGAUUUUCAAGAGGUCAUAUAUCAGACAAAAGACUUUUAGAUUUAAAACUAAGAAAAUAUUUAUGCAUGCAUGUGCCAUUUUGUGAACUAUUUUUUUAACAUUCUGGUGGUAUUUCAUUAGUGGGGGAUUAUUUUUGAACAUUGUUUGAGGGUUUUUUUAAGGUUUAUUUGUAUGACCAUUGUGGUCACCUUAAUUUUUGUUUUUUUAUCUGUUAUUUUCCAUAAUUAACAUAUAUAAUAUGUAAUCCAUUAUGUGUCUUGAAAUGUUGUUUUAAUUUAUUAUAUUGAUCUUUAAUGGAUAAAAAUUGUCUUCAGUGGAUACCGAAACUGUAACAACAUGUUAAAUACAUACAUAAACCAGGUGUACUAGAUGAGUUUUUUUAAUAAUUUCUUUUAUGAAAGCCAACGUCCAGGGGCGGAUCCAGGAAUUUUUGCAGGAGGGAGUUUGCUAGGUUCCUGUUAAGGAAAUUUGACAGUUGACAAUGCAUGACGCCAUCAUCGUCUCCAAUUUACGUAGGCAUACAUACACUUUGAACUUUUUAAAGAGAGAAAUCUAUUUUUAUAACGAAUUAAUCAGAUCACAUUCUGGUUCAAUUUCAUUGAUGCAAAGCAUUAAUUGUGAUAUGACACAUGUCUAUAUCAUUAUUUCGCACUUUGAAUGCUCAUCCCAUCCCAACAUCUGAUGAUAAAGGAUAAAGCAUAUGAUCUUGUUUUACAAUUUUUUUUAUGUAGCUUAGCUGACGUCCACAUUCUUUAAACAUAAUCUAGUUAAACGUAAAAAAUAUAUUUCAUCAUUGAUGAAGACUAGAAAAGCCUAGUUGUAACGUUGUCGCUGUUAUAAAAGUUAAGAAUUUGUUAUUCCAUAGGGUUAUUUUUAUUUAUUUAUGCUUGUCAAUUACUAAAUGCCAUUUAAACAACAUAAUUCCAUUUAGUUCCCCAAAAAUUUCAAAUCUGUUAGUUAAUUUAUUGCAUCAACAAUAGAAAAGGAUAAGACAACUUGUGAACAUCUUCUCUCGUUAUAAUUCCUUUGUUCAUAAAUCAGUGUUUAAAAACGGAUAGUUCCUGAUUAUCAAGUAUUGUGCACAAUUGCUGCUUUCAUAACUUGAAUCUAAAUUAUCUUUUCCUAUGUGUGACACAUAAUUUCUGUCCACUUUCAUCAACAUCUCAUUGUGUAGCCCACACUUUCAUGACAAUAUGCUUAAAAAAAUAAAGUAUUAUGAAUUUUAUUUAACCAUUAUUUGAACAUUUUUAUUAGGUUACUCGCCAUAUAUACAGAGUAUAGCCCCUCUGAAUAUUAGUGAUGCAUUCAUUGGGGGGGGGGGGAACAAGAGAAAGCAGAACGUUUAACAAUUAACAAUGAUGGCGAAUUAAUUGUCGAUCAAUAAUGAUGGCGAAUUAAUUGUCGAUCAAUAGUCAACGAUACUGAUUGAUAUACAACCUUCCUAAGUUUGUCCCCAAUGUUAUUUUUCCCAAGUUAACUGUGUGAACUGUGUAUUGAUUGAAAAAAAAAAAGACUUUAUUAGAAAUCAGUACUUGUGUUUUCAUCUAAAUAAAAUUUGAGGGAAAUCAAUAACCCUCUAGUCAUCAUACCACCUAGUUGCAUUUAGGUAUAUCAUUGUAAUAUGGAUUAAGCUUUUAUUAAUUACUUUAUAUUUCAUGGAAAUGUCAUUAAGGAUAUUUUUGUUUUCUGAUAUUAUAUUGUUUGUUUAUUUGCUACUCUGUAUAUACUGGUAGCUUUUCUAUUUUACCAAAAAUGUAUGUUUAUAUUCUGAAUGUUUAUGAACAAAAUGUCAAAGAAAAGGGUGAGUUUGUAAUUGGAAUGUAAUUCCCUAGUAUUAUAUUCAUUGUUUUAAGUGAUUAAUGUUUCUAGGUUGUAUAUACUUGUAACUUUUCUAUUAAGAUUAUUUUACGAUAAAUAUGUAGUAUAUUUCUGAAUAUCUAAGAAUAAAACUUUAAGCGAAGGAAA
This is a messenger RNA of Patella vulgata (common limpet), 3586 nucleotides long. Its product is annotated as putative protein-lysine deacylase ABHD14B. Lineage: Eukaryota; Metazoa; Mollusca; Gastropoda; Patellidae. The transcript is spliced from 5 exons. Bases 135 to 914 code for a protein of 259 amino acids. The record is from RefSeq and is a predicted model, not a curated record.